CGCAUCAUUUGUGCGACUGUGCUCAAUGCUGCCGAUCUGUCGGUGACCAGGUGAUAGACAUGGGGCUCUGCUCUUUAACACAUCAGAUCGAUGCCUUAAACAUCCUUCAUGAACUGCGAGCUCACGCCACAGCCAGUAAUGCAGAUGGCGAAGGCCAGUGUUCAGGUGCUUUAUCGGCCGGUAAAGUCGUGGUUCGCCCGGGCGAUGUGAUGAAGGAGCCCCGCAGGAUGAAGACCAUCGCGGAGAGAGCUCGAGAGAGCUGCCUCACACGACUGCUCGAGAUACUGACACAGCUCAUAUCUGUCGAGGAAGACUUUAUAAAAGAGGUUUCCUACGAGAAGAGUUUGCUCAAGCGUAAGGACAGUGUUGAGCUGAAGAACAUAUGCUUGAGAAUGGCUAUUGCAGAAGGUUAUUGCUCUAAUAGAGAUUUGAGGGAACUUCGGGACUGUCUUCGACAUAUUGUCGGUAACCUGCUCGCAUGUGUGCGAGAUGAAAACAAUCUCUCGUCCACCGUGACCACUCGCAGACUGAGGGAGCUAUCCAACUCCUUCCCUGAUAUCUGAAGAUGGAGAGAUUUGUGAAUUCUAAGGAACUACCUCUAGCUCGUAAACAAGAACACACUACCUUUUCUUAGAAAAGAAACAAGCCAAGAACUAUCCGUGAAUCAUCAAUAAAUGUGAAAUCCGAUUCUGAUUGAAGGUGUUGAUCUUCACAAGAAGUGUUUUGCGAUGAAAGCUGUCUAUAUCUCCAGCUUUUUGAGAGUUGUCUUCGUAUUUAUUGUUUUGCGUCAGUCAGUACUCAAGCCUAAGGAUGACAAAACAACAUUCUCUCAACGCAUGCCAGUAUCAUGAGUCUGUACUCUGCUGACUGUACAGGUAAAUCAAGUCUAAUAGCUGCUAGUGCUGAAUCCACUCUCAACUCAGCGGAUGGGAUGGCUGUCACACCUCGGGAUGGUCUGGUGUGGCCGCCUUUGUCAUCUGCUAAAAAAAGAGUUAAGGAGUGUUUUGGGUGGGGGAGGGGAGUGUAUAAAAUGCAUGUUGUAUUUGUGUAUUUGUGAAAUUAAAGGAUUACGAUAUUACAGUGUAAUUAUGUUCCAAAUAAAAUCAUUUUCAGUGUUACAA
This is a messenger RNA of Rhinichthys klamathensis goyatoka, 1121 nucleotides long. It is a transcript of the gene dleu7, whose product is annotated as deleted in lymphocytic leukemia 7. The record is from RefSeq and is a predicted model, not a curated record. The coding region runs from base 60 to 563 and encodes 167 amino acids. The transcript has 2 exons. NCBI's taxonomy places the organism in Eukaryota, Metazoa, Chordata, Actinopteri, Cypriniformes, Leuciscidae.